Molecule: messenger RNA, 582 nt
Organism: Melopsittacus undulatus (budgerigar)
Lineage: Eukaryota; Metazoa; Chordata; Aves; Psittaciformes; Psittaculidae
Product: CMRF-35-like molecule 4
Exons: 2
Coding region: 1-582 (193 amino acids)
Cellular component (GO): plasma membrane
Molecular function (GO): transmembrane signaling receptor activity
Source: RefSeq, a predicted model, not a curated record
AUGGGGCAGGAAGUGUCGGUGCAGCGGCAGCACUCCCGGGCUCCGUGUGUCUCCGCAGGCUGCUGGGGGGUGACGGGACCCGGCGCCGUGCGGGGCUGCGUGGGGGGGUUCCUCUCGGUGACCUGCGCGUACCGACCCGGCGAUGAGGAGAUGCCGAAGUUCUGGUGCUAUGAGGGAAGCAUUUUCACCUGCGGCGCUGACAUCGUUCUUACCUCGAAGCUGCAGCCCAUGGUGGAGCGAGGCCGGGUCACCAUCAAGGACAAUCGUUCACAACGGGUGUUCACUGUGACCAUUAAAGACCUGGUUGCGGAGGACGCGGGCGCCUACCGCUGUGGGGUGCGAACGGGCAUAUUCAAGUGGGAUAAGAGUGCUGAUGUGCAGGUGAUCGUGUCCCCAGCCCCGCGGCUCGGGCCGGAUCCAACGGUCCCGCUGGAAGCCCCUCGGACACCCGCGGCAGGGACGGACCCUCCACCGGGGAACCCCUGCCCCUUCCGCUACUUCCCGGUGCUGGCCGGGCUGCAGGUGCUGGCGCUGCUCGUCAUGAGCGGAGCCGUGCUCUGGGUCAGCCUGCGGUGGGCAUGA